GAUCGCACAUCAUCCACAAACCCAAGCACAUGAUUAAUCGUCAAAAUGCACCAUUUUCGUCACCUUCGCAAAAGCCUGUCACUUGGAGCGUCUCUGCCAGUUCGACGGUUGAUUCCAAUCUCACAGUCUUUCUUUACAAGCUCAGUAUUUGGUUCACCCGUGAACUCCAAAGCUCGCACGUUUGACCCAAACCGUCCGGUUGCAGAAGUACAGGUUGCUUGGACAGGAACGGAUUCAUUACAGUUUCUCGGCCAGGAUGCCAGUGGCAACGAAGUAUUGAUGUCGGCAUCAAAAGCUCCAGGGGUUGGUCCAAUGGCCAUGCUGCUGAUGGGUUUAGGGGGCUGCUCAGCUGUUGACAUUGUAGGAAUACUACAAAAGCAAAGGCAGAGUUUAGAAGGAGUAAAGAUUCGAAUUGAGGGUCAGCGUGCUGAAGAGAUGCCACGACCAUACGAAAACAUCCACAUGACGUUUAUUAUUUCAGGAAAAGGACUGGACAAGAAGAAGGUUGACCGCGCAAUCGAACUCGCUGCGGAAAAAUAUUGUGGUGUGCACGCUACACUAAAGAAAGCAGCAAAUAUCACCCUCUCUUCAGAGAUUAUAGAAACAGGAUCUCAAUAGAAAACUGAAAGACAUUAGCAGAUCCCCUGUCUUACACCCGAAAGUUGGGCUAUAGGUCCUUUACUCGGCGAAUCGCAGCCGCGUAUUCGUCCUUCCAUCGGGCCACCAAAGUUUCUACCGUUGGAAUAUCGUGAAUGUUGAUGACCGAAUGGCCUGCCGACCAUAUAUCUCUCCACGCCUUGCUUUCUUUUGCGGAUGGAUCUACAAAUAUGAUCAGAAACCAAUCGGGUAUGAAGAUGUUGUCCGUCCUUACCAAGCUUGCUGAAGUCUUCCGUGCCCAGUGAAGGGUGGGCCGGAUUCUCUGGAUCAAGACCCGCCCGUUCAAGACUACUCCGCAAGAAGUUGGCAUUUACCCCACUUCAAUGUAGUAUUUUAGCGAGGUGUCAGAAACAUAAUUUUGAGUCAUUUACCAUACCUUAUUUUGUCAGUGUAAACUGUCGGAAGGAAGGACGGGGAGGGA
This is a messenger RNA of Spizellomyces punctatus DAOM BR117, 1078 nucleotides long. RefSeq lists its product as uncharacterized. The record is from RefSeq and is a predicted model, not a curated record. NCBI's taxonomy places the organism in Eukaryota, Fungi, Chytridiomycota, Chytridiomycetes, Spizellomycetales, Spizellomycetaceae. The transcript is spliced from 6 exons. Bases 46 to 618 code for a protein of 190 amino acids.